UUUGGAGUUUCUCAUACAUUGCUGUCUGGAAGCUGACCGCGUAGUUUCUCAUCAAAAACUGCAGUCCAUCAAAAGAAAAAGAUGGCCGCUCUUUGUUUACGUUAAAAUAAUAAUUCGCAUCGUCAAUGAGUUUUAUGGCUAAUGUGAAGGGAGUUAAUCGGGUCGGGAACAAUGGAAGAUGCCAAUACGGAAGCCAUACUUUCUGAGCCAGGAGGUUCAGGGCUUGCGCAGGAAGUCUCGCGCCUUUGGGCGCCAGUCGCCGCUUGUCCUGGCCAGACCAGCGAUGUCAACAAAGAAAAUCCCGAAGCAUCAACUCUAAGGGAAACAAUACUGCCUGCAGAGAAGUGCAAUUCUAAGAGCCCCCAAAUGCUCAAUGAGGAACAGCCGGAAAAGAAAUGUCAGUCAGACAUAAGUCGUCGCCUUCGAGCCAGAAAAAGCCUCAUUCCAGAGCAGCUGGUUUCGAAACGGCGGAUAGCUCAGAUGCGCCGUGUAAGACUCAAGGGUGCAGAAGUGAAUACAGAAGCUGAGCCAAAUGUGGAGACAGAAGCUGAGCCAAAAGUGGAGACAGAAAUAAAGACUGAAAUGGUGGAAGCCGGGGGAACAAGUGUGGCGACUAGACUUGUUCUUGUUGAGCGUAUGUCGGCCAUGGGUACCCCUACUUUGGCUGUUACCAGGGUGCUUGUAGAUGAGCCCGAUUCACUUGAUUCUGAAGAAGAGCUGCUGGACCAAGAACAACUGCUCUCAGAAAAAGAACGACUGCAAAAAGAAUUGCCGAAUAGAGGUCCUACGCUGGAGCAAAACGGCGGGAAGGAAUUGCCCGCGUGCACUCAGGAACACACCUCGGUUUCUGAUGGCUGUGAUCCGACGUCCGAGGAUGAACUUCCCAUGGCUGAACCUCCUUGCGAGGUUGAACUUCAUUCGGCUUUACUCCCGAAGACCGAACCCCCUUCGCCUGAAUCUCCUUCGCCCGAAUAUCCGGAUGAUCAUUUUAUGUCUGAACUUCUUUUGGCGGCACCUAUAGUAGAACUUUAUGUGGCUGAACCUCCCACGGCUGAACCUUCGACCGACCCUUCUGCGUCUGAACCUUCGGCUAAACCCUCUAAGGCGAAGCGUCCUAAGACUAGACGUCCUAAGGCGGCUAAACGUCCCAAGGCGAAACCUAAGGCUAAACCUCGGGUUAAAUCAAGAGCUAAGGCUGAACCUGAGGCUGAAUUUCAGGCUGAACUUCAGGCCGAUGCCCCUAAAAGACGACAACCAAUAUUGACCACAGAAGCCCUCGAAAGAAGACGCCAGCAUGACCGGGACCGGGACCGAAGCCAGAGGCGCAUGACAAAAGAACAGCGGGAGCGGAAACGCAUGCUGGACCGGGAACGUCAGAGACACCUGACUGCCGAACAGCGGCAGCGGAAACGCGAGUAUGACCGGGAACGACAGCUACUCCGUGCAAGACUAAAGUGUGGUGAAGUGAAUUCGGAACGGGAACUUUACGCCAUGGGACUGACUGAAGAACAGCAGGAGAGAAAACGGGCGCGGGAACGAAAUCGUUACAGAAAAAAGCGAGGCCUUCCUCCCAUCGAAGUGCAGGGAGCCGUGGAAAUGACUGAAGAACAGCGGGCAUUCCUAAGAGCCACGGAUCUGGCCGAACAAAAUCAGAUACGGCUGAAAAGGGAAAACCAAGAAAGAACCGAUACCGGCCCCCAAGAGGAGUGUCCGCACUGCCAGCGUGCAUUUCGGUGGAAGACGUCCCUCGAACGACAUUUACUGGAGUGUGGGCAGGAGCCAAAUCAGCAUUUUUUGCAAGCCUUUUUGUAUUAAAAUAAAUAUUUGUUACGACAAUAAAACUCUCGGCAAGACUGGCUCAAAAUUUCUGUAACAUUUGUGCAUUUGGUGUUGAGCACGGGAAUCGAAGAGCCUGUGAAUGCUCGACCCAGAGCAGCAACAGGACGUCAGGCGAAGACGAUCUGUCGCCUCGAAGCGCCUCCAAGUCAUAACGAGCCCCUCCAGCCAGACUAGUUAGAUACGAAACGGUGGAUGGUCCAAAUCGUACAAGACGCGAGAGUGGAGAAGUGCAUACGGAAGUUGGGCCGGCCAGGGCCAAAAGUGGCAACAGAAGAAGGGACACUAGUGGAGACAAAAAUGAAGACUAGAUUUGUGGAAGCAGAAGGAUCUGCAGAGGCGACAAGACUUGCUCUUGUCGAGCGUGACUCUGACGUGGCACCCCUACGUUGUCCGUCACUAUGGUGCUUCUGCCCGCUGAUUCAAAUCGUAAGUGAACUACCUCUCUUUUGUGCGUCCGCUAAAA
This is a messenger RNA of Thrips palmi, 2302 nucleotides long. Its product is annotated as histone-lysine N-methyltransferase, H3 lysine-79 specific-like. Bases 172 to 1815 code for a protein of 547 amino acids. The transcript is spliced from 6 exons. The record is from RefSeq and is a predicted model, not a curated record. NCBI's taxonomy places the organism in Eukaryota, Metazoa, Arthropoda, Insecta, Thysanoptera, Thripidae.